GCUCAUCUUCAGAGCUCGUGGUCAAAAAGAAAGCAUUUGCCAAGGUAGGAGACACGAGCGGCUCGGGAAAUAGUACGAGUGAACCGCAGAGAGCACCAGUCCCUGCGACUUCUACGUGACACAGCGAGCACACUAUCAAUCGUCAAAUGCUGGAGCGUAGCAGUGCCUACUAGUGUAAAAAUAAAUAUAAAGAACUCUCCUAUAAACAAGGAAAAGAAAGACAUUUCUUCAUCUGUUUCUUUCACUCCAUCGAGGCCAAAUAGAGUAUGACAGUGGAUAAGGGAUUUGCUCUGGAUCAGGGUGGUGCUGCGCGGCAGCAAGUGCUCUCCGGGACGAGUGGAUCUGAAAUACUUGUGGCGAAGAGCAAGAGCAAUCGUCAGGCCGAGGAUACGGAUUCCCGUUCUUUCAUCAGCAGCAGCAGCGGGACGCGCGAAGCAACAAGUACUAUACGGCGUCAGAGCAAGAACCUGGAGACACACAUCGAAAUAAAUGGAAAAGACAUGCCAGAAAAAACACCAAAACAGGACGAGGAUGAUGAGGAAGAAGUUUUCAUGCCGUGGGCCAAUCCAGAGCAGCUGGAGAGAAACUUUGAGGAUCAGUUUACCAAUGUCCGACCCGGAGAGGAUGUAUCCAUCACGAUCAUACGCGAGGGAGACGUGGAAACGACGUACGUCUGGUCUCUUGAUUUUUCAAAUUUUCCUGCGCUUCGCACGAGAGAGUGCCCUUUUGUUCUUCAGUUUUGAAGAAAUAGGAAGUACUUAUAUCAAUAUCUUUUCUUCUGUGAUGACACGAACACCUUCGCGGUUCUUUCCGACAUAUGUCCAUGUGCCUAAAAGCUCUCUUUCAUACAUUAUUAGUACGUAGCCUGUUGUUCUUCCCACCGACCAACUUACGUGAACGGCAGGUACCAAGUCCUCGUACCUCCCUGCGUGAGCGUGCGGGAGUUGAAGCUCGCGGUUACUGCUGAAACGGGUGGUGUAGUUCCUUUCGAGUCACAGGACUUUUUUCGCACGCAAGGGCAAGCGCACCCGCUACCAGACGAAGAAGUGUUACGCUUCUCCGAAAACGACUUGUUGGUGCUUCGAACACGAAUCAUCGACGCCUCCGAACUCGCUACAAUCGCGAAAAAGAAAAAGACCGCAAAGUGCUCCAUCAUGUGAUCAUACUGGCUUCUGCAGCAUCCUGCAACCAUCUCAACAAAUUUUCAUGGCGGCCAUCCAUCUUCAUAAUUUUGUUUGUGCGGCUCGCGGUUUUCGUUUUUGUUUCAACGUCGAACAUGGACUACACUGUAUGCAAAUCAUAUGAAGUCGGCUUCUCGUUGUACUAACUUUACAGAGUAGAAACAAGAUUUGAAAUAAAGAAGAAA
Molecule: messenger RNA, 1366 nt
Organism: Amoebophrya sp. A120
Lineage: Eukaryota; Dinophyceae; Syndiniales; Amoebophryaceae
Source: the annotation of a GenBank genome assembly